Molecule: messenger RNA, 930 nt
Organism: Botrytis cinerea B05.10
Lineage: Eukaryota; Fungi; Ascomycota; Leotiomycetes; Helotiales; Sclerotiniaceae
Exons: 2
Coding region: 262-837 (191 amino acids)
Source: RefSeq, a predicted model, not a curated record
GUACUUCUUAGAGCAUCCCAGCCUUCAUGGCCUUACAUAUCGAGUAUCAGGGUUCAGUUGGCAAGAAUCAAAUUACAGAGAUGUUUGAUGCUUGAUGUGGAGCUCUUUCAAUCUACUUCACACGUAGUUGCUUCUUUCAUCAUUGGUUUUAGGAAAUUUCUUUUUAUGAAAGUACUCUAAAAAUGAUCACACGAGAUUUCAGCCAAAACAUUCCAAUACAAAUUAAGUCCUCCAGACUUCUCAGCAUUAGCACAAUUCAAUAUGGACGGUGGUCUUCUUUGUCUCUGCGACAUCUGCUGUACUGAAGACAUGUCAGAAAACUCAGAAAACUCACUAUCGCAGUCGCCAGAUGACGGUGCAAAACAAACGGAAGAAGAGCUAGAUAAAACGUAUGGCCACUCGUGCGCUAGCGUCCUUGAAUCUGAAGAGGAUGACGAAAGAACGAAUCAAAAUUUAGACCACGAGUAUGAGUUUCUUGAGAAUAACUUGAGAAAAAUAGAGAAUAGAAAGUUUGGACGGAUUUCGGAUGAUGAAGAUGAAGUUAUGGAGAAGAAGUUCGAAGAAAUGGAUAAGAGGAAUGGAGAGGGGUUUGAACGCUACAUGAUGUGGCUUUCGAGGGGCGGGCAUGGGAGCGACAGCAGUAGUGACUGUGAGAUGGAUGUCGAUAAUAAUGAUGUGAGUGGAUUUGAGAGUGACAGAGAUGAGAAUGAGUACCAGGAUACCGGUGAUGGUGAUUGGGAAUGUUCUGCUGAAGAGUUGGAAGAGGCUAUGUGUGAGGAUGAGCUUUUAAGGUCAUUGUAUAGUGACGGUGGACAUAUGAUGGAGUGCUGUAUAUGAAAUCUACUUGACGAACAAACCCAAGAUGAAGGAGGUAAUCUCACGUGGGAUGACGAGAAUCGGACAAAUCAUUGAAGUCUCUAAAUAUGACAC